CCAAAGAAAUGGAAAUCAUUAUAUAUGGACAUAUAGUCUCAUUCCCUUCCAACCGGGUUAGCUUCGGUCAUAGCUGGGAAAUUAAACUUCCUCUAGUAGUUGUCUUUUCCAAAGCUGAAAAAAAAAAAAAGUCAUCUCAGCGCCAACACAAGAAAUGAAACCGCCGCAAACAUCUUCAGCUCAUGUUCUGAUCUUCCCAUGUCCAGCACAGGGCCACGUCAACUCCAUGCUAAACCUUGCUCAGCUCCUUGCACUCCGCAACCUCCACGUCACUUUCCUCAACACAGAACACACCCACAACCGCCUCACGCGCUUCGCCGACAUAGAAUCCCUCCUGGCUCGCUACCCUACGCUCCGGUUUAAGACCAUCCCUGACGGUCUACCGGAGGAGCACCCUCGGUCAGGGGAGCGAGCUGCGGAGCCGCUUCUGUCGCUGAAGGUGCAUGGAAAGCCUCUUCUGAGAGACAUUUUGGUGAAAGAGAAGGUGACUUGCUUGGUAGCUGAUGGACUUUUCGCAAAGUUGGCGAAUGAUAUGGCUGAAGAAGUUGGAGUAGCAAGUAUUCAUUUUCGGACCAUCGGUGCUUCUUGUUUCUGGACUUAUUUCUGGGCUCCAUACCUCUUUCAGUCAAACGAACUCCCUGUUACAGGGGAAGAAGACAUGGACCGGCUCAUAACUAGCAUACCAGGAAUGGAAAACUUGCUCCGAUGUCGAGACCUCCCAAGUUUCUUUCGUCCAAACCGUGACACAGGGAAACCCCAUGUUCAUUUCGAAACCGUCGUCUCCGAGACCCAACAGUCGCUCCGUGCAAGCGCCGUCAUAUUGAACACCUUUGAUGAUCUUGAAGCCCCUGCGUUGUCUCACAUACGCCGCCACUUCCCUACCAUCUUCACCGUCGGGCCUCUCCAUCAGCACCGUGAAUCCAGAGCACCAACCUCCAUAACGACGUCAAACAACAGCAUGUGGGAAGAGGACAUGAGUUGCAUGGAGUGGCUCGAUUCUCAGCCAUUCAGAUCAGUCAUAUACGUCAGCUUUGGUAGCUUCACUACCAUGACGAAGGAGAGUCUCAUGGAGUUUUGGUAUGGUUUGGUGAACAGCAAGAGACAAUUUUUAUGGGCGGUGCGAUCAGAUUUGAUAGCGGCCGGUGAAGGAAAAGAGGAGAGAGUGCCAGCAGAGUUGGUGGAGGGAACCAAAGAAAGAGGGUUAAUGGUUGGGUGGGUGCCGCAAGUGGAGGUUCUUGCACACAAGAGCGUUGGUGCGUUCAUGACGCAUUGCGGGUGGAACUCGACCAUAGAGAGUGUGGUGGCUGGAGUGCCUAUGAUUUGCUGGCCAUACUUUGCGGAUCAACAGGUGAAUAGCAGGUUGGUGAGUGACUCUUGGAAGGUUGGGUUGGACAUGAAAGAUGUUUGUGAUAGGAACGUUGUGGAGAACAUGGUAAAUGAUGUUAUGCUUAAUAGGAAGGAGGAGUUUCUUCAAUCAGCGGAGAAAUGGGCAGUUUUAGCUCGAAAGAGUGUGAGUGAAAGUGGUUCUUCUUACGACAACUUGGACCGUUUGAUUGAGUUUAUAGAAUCGAUCAGCCAAGAACGUCUUUGAACUGGACCAGUUGCAAUUUCUAGGACGUGAAUGUCCCAAGCAAAUAAUUUUUGCUUAUUAA
Molecule: messenger RNA, 1652 nt
Organism: Arachis stenosperma
Lineage: Eukaryota; Viridiplantae; Streptophyta; Magnoliopsida; Fabales; Fabaceae
Product: 7-deoxyloganetic acid glucosyltransferase-like
Exons: 3
Coding region: 155-1591 (478 amino acids)
Molecular function (GO): UDP-glycosyltransferase activity
Source: RefSeq, a predicted model, not a curated record